This is a messenger RNA of Papilio xuthus (Asian swallowtail), 2867 nucleotides long. Its product is annotated as coronin-2B. The transcript has 12 exons. Gene Ontology annotation, molecular function: actin filament binding. Bases 182 to 1960 code for a protein of 592 amino acids. NCBI's taxonomy places the organism in Eukaryota, Metazoa, Arthropoda, Insecta, Lepidoptera, Papilionidae. The record is from RefSeq and is a predicted model, not a curated record.
UUGAAGCUUGGAGAUUUGAAGUGGUUUUCAUUCGAUUUUUACAGAAGUCUAGAUUUGUCGUAUCUUUGUUUAUUCUAAUUCUUGUUUUACUAAUAUUUCAUAAAUAAUAUUAGUAAUUUGAAAUAUUUAAAGUUGUAUUAAAACUUAUACCCCUGGUCUCAAAAUUACUCAGAUAAAGGAUAUGCCUCCGGUUAAAGAUGAAACGAUAAGAGAAAUUAAUUGUUUAGAUAUAAACAUAGUAGAGAAGAGCCCAGCAAAGAACAGUACGCUUGUGGAUGUGAGGGCCUGUAAUAAACCUGCUGCCAAGGUAUGGUUCCGUGGUGUGAGAAGCUCCAAAUUUCGGCACGUUUACGGCGUGUCGUUCAAACGGGAGCGAUGUUACGACAACAUAAAGAUAACGAGGAAUGCCCACGACUCCAACUUUUGCGCUGUCAAUCCCAAGUUCGUGGCCAUUGUCACCGAGGUCGCAGGUGGCGGAGCCUUCCUAGUGUUACCUUUGGAUCAUACUGGACGAUUGGACUUCAAUGCGAGCCGCGUGACUGGUCACAAGGGUCCAGUCCUCGACAUCAAGUGGAAUCCCUUCAAUGAUAAUGUCAUCGCAUCCUGUUCUGAUGACUGCACGGUGAAGCUAUGGCACAUUCCGGACGGCGGGCUGUCAAUGCAUCUGACAGACUGGCUGGUGGAGCUGCAAGGACACAAGCGACGUGUCGCCUACAUCGAGUGGCAUCCCACCGCUGAGAAUAUACUACUCAGUGCUGGAUUCGAUUAUUUGAUAAUGGUGUGGGAUGUGGGCAAGGGGCUGGCAGUGAAAGUGAUAUCGUGUCAUAGCGACGUGAUCUACUGCAUGUCUUUCAACCGGGACGGUUCUCUCCUCGCUACCACUUGCAAGGAUAAGAAACUGCGGGUCAUCGAGCCACGUCGCGGCAUCGUCCUCUCUGAGGGUCAAUGUCACAUGGGUACGAAAGCUUCCAAGUGCACUUUCGUGGGGUCUGGUCGUGUGCUGACUACCGGCUUCUCACGACACAGCGACCGCCAGUACGCGCUGUGGGACCAGCACGACCUCAGUGCGCCCCUCGUCACUGACACUAUCGACAGCUCCUCCGGUGUCGUCUUCCCUUACUACGAUUAUGAUACCAAUAUGGUGUACUUAGCGGGUAAAGGUGACGGCAACAUCAGGUACUACGAGGUGGUAGAUGAAGCGCCUUACGUGCACUUCCUCAAUCAGUUCUUAUCGGGGAAUCCACAGCGUGGUCUAGGCUACAUGCCGAAGCGCGGCGUGAACACGGCGGCGUGCGAGGUGUUCCGCUUCUACAAGCUGCAUACUUCACGCGGCCUCUGCGAGCCCAUCUCCAUGAUCGUGCCGCGCAAGUCUGACUGUUUCCAGGAGGACUUGUACCCGGACACUGCGGCGCCAUUGCCCGCUCUUAGCGCCAAGGACUGGCUGAGUGGCAUGAACGCGCCGCCACUACUCAUCAGCAUGAAAACUGGUGUGACAAUAUCAACGCACAAGCCGCGCACGAGCAGCGCGGAAGCACCAGCGCUGCAGCCGCAGGAUGCCAACAACCGAAAGAAGUUCGCCUUCCUGUCACGUGAGACCACGCCCGACUACCGCCCGCUCGCCACCUGGCAGCCGCGCGAACCUCUUGCCAACAUCACACACAAUAACGAUAAUGAUGUGGGUAUAAACGAGAAGUCGCAGAAGACUAACGCCAACCAGACGACCAAGUUCCACCAACUGCAGAAGAUGUUUGGCAAACAGGCGGGCGACGCCGAACCCGUGCCUCUCUACAAGCAAAUCAACCAGGGCGACGUCUUCACCACCGAGCACGAGCUGCGAGUGGCGUUCAAUCGUCAGGGCGAGGAGCUGCGUGUGGCGCGCCGGCAGCUGCAGCACAGCCAGCAACGCGUGCGCGAGCUCGAGCAGCUGCUGGCAGCGCUGCAGUCACGCCUCGCGCAGUAAACCACCAGCAGCUGCUGGCCGUCGUCACCACACGCACCGCAACCGCACAGGGCUCAGAUUGUUCACUAAAUAUGUUGAUACAUAGAUCUUGAUAGGAUGGUGUUGUGCGAUAACGUUAACAAAGGUCGUUGUCACAAUAGAAAGAUAUGCAAUAUGGUCAUAACAAAAGGAUGGUGUUAUGCAAAAAGGUCAGCAGAGGUCAUAACAAAAGGAUGGUGUUAUGCAAAAAGGACAGCAGAGGUCGUAACUUUAGAAUGGUAUUAUGCAAUAUAAUAAGCAAAGUUUGACCUCUAACAUCUUUGUUUUAUCUUGAAAGAUGAUGUUAUUCAAUAAGAAUGCAACAUUUUAUUGAUGAACUUUAUUACACAAGAUAUUGUAUACUUAUUCUUACUUAAAUCAUUGUUUACGUCACUGCUAAAUCUGUUGUCGAGACUUGAAGUAUUACUCGGAGACCUCUAACUUUUAAAUAUAUACAUUCAUUAUCAAUAUAACUAUGUAUAUAUAUAUAUUUAGUGAACAUAUAAUAUUGAGCAAACAGCGGUAGAUGAGUGCAUUGUAAUUCUAAAUGCAUUCCUUGCAUGUGUACCAGUGAUCUAUAAAGCUAAGAGUACCAAAUGUACUGAAAUUUUAAUAUUAUUAAGCUUUGGCACAAGUUAAACUGUCGCAUUCGGAAACUGAUUACUUUAUCCGUAUUUUAGUACAUUUAUUUUACUUUAAGAGGCUCCCUUAAAGAUUGUGUACGACUCUGAGUGUGGCAGUGUGUCUCAAUAAGCUUGAUAUAUAUUUAUAUGAUAAGAAAUCUUUGCUACGCUUGAUGCAUAUAUGGCUUAUAUGCGGUUUUCAAUAAUAAUCAUGUUUUAUUAUAUAUAUAUAUAUAAGUGAUCUUUGGUUAUGUAUUUUAUAUUGU